GGCUUGGGCGCCUUCAGCCAGGAGGCGCGGGAGGCGCGAGCCGCUCCAGCCGUCCUGCCGCCGUCCGCGCGGGCCGUCCGUCCCCUCGGGGCCCCAGGGCCUGUGGCCCGCGGCUCCGGGGGGCGGGCGGGGCCCAUUGGGGCCCACCUGCCUCCUGGGGGGCGCGGUACGCUGCCUGCCGCCGAGCGCCGAGCAGUCACGGGUCACCGAGCCGCUCGUCCCUCUCCGGAAGCCAGGCCCGGAACGAGCCCAGGCAGGGGCGGCGACCGGUCCCCUGGACCCCCGCUAGCCCCGGCGCUCUCGGGCAGCGCCGUGUGGCGCGUGGAGCGCGCGGGGGCUGAGGGCUGGCGCUGGGAACGCGCCGUCGGCGUGGACUGCAGCGCCCCGGAGCCACGCUGCCUCUGGGUUCCCUACCUCGGCCACCGUGAUCGUCGUGCACCGCCAGGGCCACGCCGGGCCAGGCUGCCACUGGGCCCGCGAGAUGGGUGCUCACCUGGGCGCCCCCUGCCCUGGCAGGGGCCGAGGCCGCUGCUGCUGCGUAAGAGCCUGCAGGAUGGCUUCGGCUUCACCCUGCGCCACUUCAUCGUGUACCCGCCCGAGUCAGCCGUGCACUGCAGCCUGAAGGAGGAAGAGAAUGGAGGCCGAGGAGGAGGACCUUCCCCACGGCCCCGGAUGGAGCCCAUGGACACCAUCUUUGUAAAGAACGUGAAGGAGGAUGGGCCUGCCCACAGGGCGGGGCUUCGCACAGGAGACCGGCUGGUGAAGGUGAAUGGGGAAAGUGUCAUUGGGAAGACCUACUCCCAGGUGAUAGCUCUGAUCCAGAAUAGUGACGAUGCCCUGGAGUUGUCCAUCAUGCCCAAGGAUGAGGACAUCCUGCAGAUGGCCUACUCCCAGGAUGCCUACCUGAAGGGGAAUCAACCGUACUCCGGAGAGGCCCGCAGCAUCCCAGAGCCGCCCCCCAUCUGCUACCCCCGCAAGAGCUACGCUCCGCCGGCCCGGGUCCCUGCCUGGGCCACUAUGGUGCCUGAGCCUGUCUCAGCACUGCCCGGGGACACCCGGAGUCCCACUGCUUGGAGUGACCCGGGGCCACGCAUCCCGGCCACUGCUGCCACCGCCACCCGUGCCCAUCUGGACAACUCCUGCCUGGGGAUGAACCAGCCCCGCCCCAGUCCUGGUGCCUUCCCCCACCUGCCGUCAGAAUCCCGGACGCCUCGUGCCUUCCCAGAGCCUGGCAGCCGGGUGCCCCCAAGCAGACUGGAGUGCCAGCAGGCCUUGUCACACUGGCUGUCGAACCAGGUCCCCCGCAGGGCGGGGGAGAGACGGUGCCCAGCCAUGGCCCCCCGGGCCCGCAGCGCCUCCCAAGACCGCCUAGAAGAUGUGGCUGCCCACCGUCCCUGGCCCUGCUCCACCUCCCAGGAUGCCUUGAGUCAGCUGGGCCGAGAGGGCUGGCACCGGGCACGCUCAGACGACUACCUGGGCAGGGCCACCCGCUCCGCCGAGGCCCUGGGACCAGGGGCCCUGGUGUCGCCCCGUUUCGAGCGCUGCGGCUGGGCUUCUCAGCGUCCAACUGGCCGCACCUCCACCUGCCCAUCCCGGGACCUGCCAGGAGCCCAGGCCCCACCCCUCGCUGGCCUGCAGGGCCUGGAUGACGUUGGGUACAUCGGGUAUCGGAGCUACAGCCCAUCAUUCCAGCGUCGGACUGGCCUGUUGCAUGCACUUUCUUUCCGAGACUCACCCUUUGGGGGGCUGCCCUCCUUCAACUUGGCUCAGUCCCCUGCACCAUUCCCACCAGAGGCCUCAGAACCGCCACCAGCCAGAGUUGUCAGGCCAGAACCCAGCGCCCGGGCCUCAGAGCCCCCAGCUGAGGACCGCCGUGAUGAGGUGGUCCUGCGGCAGAAGCCUCCGACAGGCCGCAAGGUCCAGCUGACCCCUGCAAGACAGAUGAAUGUGGGAUUUGGGGACGAGCCCCCCGAGCCCGAGGCCAGUGGACGAGGGGAACGACUGAGCAGGAAGGUAGCACCCUUGGCUACUACCGAAGAUUCCCUGGCUUCCAUCCCCUUCAUCGACGAGCCCACCAGCCCCAGCAUUGACCUCCAAGCCAAGCACGUUCCUGCCUCUGCGGUGGUCUCCAGUGCCAUGAACUCCGCCCCUGUCCUGGGCACCAGCCCAUCCUCUCCAACCUUCACCUUUGCCCUCAGCCGUCAUUACUCCCAGGACUGUAGCAGCAUCAAGGCCGGCCGCCGCUCCUCCUACCUGCUGGCCAUCACCACGGAGCGCUCCAAGUCCUGUGACGACGGGCUCAACACCUUCCGUGAUGAGGGCCGAGUGCUGCGACGCCUGCCAAACCGGGUCCCCAGCUUGCGAAUGUUGCGAAGUUUCUUCACCGACGGGUCCUUGGACAGCUGGGGUACCUCCGAGGAUGCUGAUGCCCCUUCUAAGCGACCUUCCACCUCUGACCUCUCGGAUACCACCUUCAGCGACAUCAGGAGAGAGGGCUGGUUGUAUUAUAAACAGAUCCUCACCAAGAAGGGAAAGAAAGCGGGCAGCGGCCUGCGCCAGUGGAAGCGAGUGUACGCCGCGCUGCGGGCGCGCUCGCUCUCGCUGAGCAAGGAGCGGCGGGAGCCCGGGCCGGCGGCGGCGGGGGCUGCGGCGGCCGGCGCAGGUGAGGACGAGGCGGCGCCCGUCUGCAUCGGCUCCUGCCUGGUGGACAUCUCCUACAGCGAGACCAAGAGGAGGCACGUGUUCCGGCUGACCACCGCUGACUUCUGUGAAUAUCUCUUUCAGGCUGAGGACCGGGAUGACAUGCUGGGCUGGAUCAGAGCGAUCCGGGAGAACAGCAGGGCCGAGGGCGAGGACCCCGGCUGUGCCAACCAAGCUCUGAUCAGCAAGAAGCUUAAUGAAUACCGCAAAGUGAGCCAUAGCUCUGGGCCCAAAGCUGAUUCCUCCCCAAAAGGCUCUCGCGGCCUGGGGGGCCUCAGGUCUGAAUUUCUCAAGCAGAGCGCAGCAGCCGCACUUGGCCUCAGGACACAAGAGCCGCCCGCAGGGGGCAAGGAUGACAGUGCUGCCGCCCCCAAGACCCCCUGGGGCAUCAACAUCAUCAAGAAGAACAAGAAGGCGGCCCCGCGGGCCUUUGGGGUCCGUCUGGAGGAGUGCCAGCCGGCUACAGAGAACCAGCGCGUGCCUCUCAUCGUGGCAGCGUGCUGUCGUAUUGUGGAGGCCCGGGGGCUGGAGUCCACUGGCAUUUACCGGGUGCCUGGCAACAACGCGGUGGUGUCCAGCCUGCAAGAGCAGCUCAACCGCGGCCCAGGUGACAUCAACCUGCAGGAUGAGCGCUGGCAAGACCUCAAUGUGAUCAGCAGCUUGCUCAAGUCCUUCUUCCGGAAGCUGCCAGAGCCGCUCUUCACCGAUGACAGAUACAACGAUUUCAUUGAGGCCAACCGCAUCGAAGAUGCGAGGGAACGGAUGAAGACGUUGCGGAAGCUGAUCCGGGACCUGCCGGGACACUACUAUGAAACGCUUAAGUUCCUCGUGGGCCAUCUCAAGACCAUUGCUGACCACUCAGAGAAGAACAAGAUGGAACCCCGAAACCUAGCCCUGGUCUUCGGGCCCACGCUGGUGAGAACGUCCGAGGACAACAUGACGGACAUGGUGACGCACAUGCCUGACCGCUACAAGAUCGUGGAGACGCUGAUCCAGCACUCAGACUGGUUCUUCAGCGAGGAUGAAGACAAGGGUGAGCGGACCCCUGUGGAUGACAAGGAGCCCCAGGCGGUGCCCAACAUCGAGUACCUGCUGCCCAACAUCGGCAGGACAGUGCCUCCUGGCGACCCAGGGUCAGAUUCCACCACCUGUAGUUCAGCCAAGUCCAAGGGCUCGUGGGCGGCCAAGAAGGAGCCGUACACCCGGGAGAUGUUGGCGAUCUCCUUCAUUUCAGCCGUCAACCGCAAGCGGAAAAAGCGGCGGGAGGCGCGGGGGCUGGGCAGCAGCACGGACGAUGACUCGGAGCAGGAGGCGCACAAGCCCGAGGCCUCGGAGGGGUCACUGCCCACCGCCGCAGCCCCCGAGGCGCCUGGCCGCCUCAGUCCCCCCGCGGCGCCGGAGGAGCGACCGGCCGCGGACGCGCGCUCCAUCGUCUCGGGCUACUCCACCCUGUCCACCAUGGACCGCAGCGUGUGCUCGGGCACCGGCAGCCGGCGGGCGGGUGCGGGGGACGAGGCGGACGACGAGCGAAGCGAGCUGAGCCACGUGGAGACGGACACCGAGGCGGGCACGGGGCCGGCGGGACGCCUGGCACGCCGGCCGUCUUUCAGCUCGCAUCACCUCAUUCCCUGCGACACCCUGGCGCGCCGCCGCCUGGCCCGCAGCCGCCCGGACGCCGAGGGUGCAGGCCCAUGCGGGGGCGCGGGCCGGGCCGGGCCCCGUGUGCUGGAACCGCCCGGCUCUGCCUCGUCCAGCAGCCAGGAGUCGCUGCGCCCUCCGGCGGCCGUGGCCUUGGGCUCGCGGCCCUCGCGCAUCGAGGCGCUGCGGCUGCGCCUCCGCGGCACGGCCGACGACAUGGCGGUGCGCCUGCGGCGGCCGCUGUCCCCCGAGACGCGGCGGCGGCGGAGCAGCUGGCGGCGUCACACGGUGGUGGUGCAGAGCCCGCUCACCGACCUCAACUUCAACGAGUGGAAGGCACUGGGGGGCGGGGGCGCCCCCGAACCCAUGAGCCCCCGGGCCCACAACGACAACAAGGAUUCCGGUCUCAGCAGCCUGGAGUCCACCAAGGCGCGGGCCCCGUCGUCGUCCACCCCCUCGCUGCCCCCCGGGCCUGGGGACCCGGGAACCCUCCAGACCCAGUCGCCACGCCACUCGGUUGCCUCCCGCCUGCACCAGUGUCUGUGACGCGCCAAGGACCCCACCCUGUCCCCUGCGGAACCAGCGUCUGCCCCCACCUGGGUGCUGGAAUUCGCUGAGGCAAGCAUAGAAGGCCCAAGCUGGACGGAGCCAAUACAAGGGGGUUGGCUGCUGGCAUGUGUGACCCUCAGGGCCUUUCUGUGUCUACUUGUUGAGGCUCCCCACUGACCGUAGGGUGUGCUUGGCCACCCCCUUAUUUUGGACCCUGGUGGUUAUUGGGUACCCGUCCCUGGCCCUGCCCCCACUAAGCUUCUGACCGUGGACUGGCUCCUGGAGGAGGAACACGUGGUGUCCACAGGGUAGGGGUUGUGCUUACCGAAUGUGUCAUCACUGUCCAAAGGUGUUUUCCUGUAGCAGCUUCUG
This is a messenger RNA of Ochotona princeps (American pika), 5259 nucleotides long. RefSeq names its product Rho GTPase activating protein 23 (gene ARHGAP23). NCBI's taxonomy places the organism in Eukaryota, Metazoa, Chordata, Mammalia, Lagomorpha, Ochotonidae. The transcript has 24 exons. Gene Ontology annotation, molecular function: protein binding. The record is from RefSeq and is a predicted model, not a curated record. Bases 673 to 4884 code for a protein of 1403 amino acids. Gene Ontology annotation, biological process: signal transduction.